AAAGACCAGAGUUGGAAACCUGUGUUUUAGAUGAUUUCCUGUUUACUAGGGGGUUUGCUAUACAUUCUGAUUCAUGCAUUUAAUCUAAAAUCUAUCCAUAUACUUAAACCGAGUCUGAAAUUUGUGUUAGUUGGAAUAACAUUUCAAAAAUGUAUGUUCUACAGGAAUGGAUCGAUUCUGUGCAUCAGAUAGGUUGGAAUAUUUGCAGGGGCUUGUGACAGAAUUUCAGGACACUGACAGUGAAGAAGCUAAAGAGCAAAUUCUGGCCAACCUGGCCAACUUUGCCUAUGAUCCACGUAACAUGGAAGCCUUGCGGAUGCUUCAGGUCACCGAGCUCUUCUUGGACAUGCUAACAGAGGAAAACGAGAACUUUGUGGAGUUUGGAAUUGGUGGCCUGUGUAACCUCAGCAUGGACCGCGAGUGUCGUGAUCAAAUUUUGCAAAGUGGAGGAAUUCCUUUAGUCACAGGAUGCUUAUCGAGUCACAGAGACGAGACCGUUUUGUCCGCGAUCACAACAUUAAUGAACCUUACCACAGCAGCCUCACGCUCCCAAACCACAGACAGUGCAGUAGUGCAAUGCAUGCUGCGCUUCUCACUUACACAGAAUCCUCGCCUCAGCAAUCUGGCCACAGUUUUCCUGCAGGACUACUGCACUCAGAACCAGCUAGACAAAGCCAGAGAGCUUUUACAAGGACACAGCCAGUCAGCUGUUGGAAUUCCUCUCCCCAAGGACUAGGACCUUAUGAUUUCUGUGCUGGGGUUAAUGAAGAUGGACAGUAUAAAAGCAAAAUGGACCUUGUGUAGACUUUUAUUCAACAUUAUUGUGAAGGAUGGAUUUCUCCAUAUACUGUUUUUCAGGCACUGCUUCACUGUUCAGUGCUGCAGAGCUACAACUCACAGUUUAAUGAGCUCUCUGCUCUUACACUCAUUUAUACCACAAAGGGCUUGAUGGUGAUUUAGUGUACAGAUGCAUAAAAAGGAUUUUUCCACUACAAAAAAAGUGUGUGUGUGUGUGUGUGUGUGUGUGUGUGUUAUUUGCUAAAUCAGCUCUCUCGACCAAGUUAGAUGUGGGCAUAAACAUAAACAGGACAUUUCCCCCAGUGUUUCUGUAAUAGAAGCUAAUAGCAUUUAUUUAGUUAAUUUCAUAGUUAUAAUUUAGUAAUUAAUUAUUAUUAGUUAUUAUAAUUUAUUAAUCCCAUCUGUCAGCAUCUGUCUUGAGCUCAGUUUACUGUCUGGAGUUUCACUUGUUCUCUCGGGGUUUGUGUGAGUUUCAUCCCACCUCCCAAAAGUAUAAGUCAGCCUGGCUAUGCUACAUUGCCCUUAGGAGUGAAUGUGUAUGUGAACAGUUCCCUGCAGUGGACUGGGGUCCCAGUCAGGGUGUAUUCCUGCCUCAUGCCCCGUGUUCAUAGGAUAGGCUCCAGAGCCACCGUGUCCCUGAGCAGGAUAAAGCAGUUACUGAAAAUGAAUGAAUUUAGAAAGUUUUUAGUAGGCUACUUUAGUUUAAGCCCUAAAAAGGCAAUUACUGUUACAGAAUUUUUACCAAGUGUUACGGACUUCUAUUCAGACUUGACUUAUGAAAUAUUUUAAAAUAAUAAAAUAUUUGAACAUAAGAAGACUUCAUUAGCCUACGGUAAUGUAUAAGCCUAUUAUAUAAUUUAUAUUAGCCCAGACUAAUAAUAUUUAAUUAGUCGCUCCUCAUAAACCAAU
Pangasianodon hypophthalmus (striped catfish) is the source of this 1707-nucleotide messenger RNA. RefSeq names its product armadillo repeat containing 7 (gene armc7). The record is from RefSeq and is a predicted model, not a curated record. Lineage: Eukaryota; Metazoa; Chordata; Actinopteri; Siluriformes; Pangasiidae. The transcript has 4 exons. Bases 167 to 736 code for a protein of 189 amino acids.